Messenger RNA from Nakaseomyces glabratus, 558 nucleotides. RefSeq names its product phosphatidylglycerophosphatase (gene GEP4). Lineage: Eukaryota; Fungi; Ascomycota; Saccharomycetes; Saccharomycetales; Saccharomycetaceae. Gene Ontology annotation, cellular component: mitochondrion. Gene Ontology annotation, molecular function: phosphatidylglycerophosphatase activity. The record is from RefSeq and is a predicted model, not a curated record. Gene Ontology annotation, biological process: cardiolipin biosynthetic process.
AUGAAUUUCAACGCUACUUUCAAUGCGCUACGGGUAAUAUACAACCACAGCCUGUGCAUCCCAAGGCUUCGUAUUGCUACGUUUAAUCAAUUACCAAUACCGAUAAAACCUCACAUAAAAGUGGUUGUGGUUGAUAAGGACAACUGCAUGGCUCUACAGGAUGAUGACAAAGUAUGGCACGAGUACACCGCGAAAUGGGAGGAGUUGAAGAGAGUUUACCAGGAUCGCGUGCUGAUAGUGAGCAACAGUGCAGGUUCUUCGGAUGACAAGGGCUACCUUCAAGCGAAGACGUUGGAGAAGAACACUGGUGUUCCUGUGCUUCGACAUAAGCUGAAAAAACCAGGUUGCAGAGACGAGAUUAUUGAAUAUUUCAAAGAAAGAGGCCUGAUUGAAAAACCUGACGAAAUCGCAGUUAUUGGAGACAGAUUGUUUACAGAUAUACUGAUGGCAAAUAUGAUGGGUUCUUAUGGCGUGUGGAUAGAAGAUGGUGUGAAAAUUAGCAAUAGUGCCUUCAGUAAGUUAGAGAAAAACUUGUACACCAGGUGGACUAAGAACUAA